GGGUGCCUGCACGAUCAUCAAAGCUUGAUGCAUCCUCAAGAGACGGGCGCGAAAGAGAUCAGUUUUUUUUUCGUUGGAUUUAUUUAAAGUGUCGUGUUGAUCGAAAAAAAAAAAUUAUUUUCUACUCUACUCUUGAUUAUGUGAACAAAGUUCGACAGAAUUUUUCCUUCAGUCUGAAUUUCUACCUAAUUUUUCAAAAUAUUUUAUAUAUAUAUAUAGGCGUAUAUGUAAAAGUGUGUGAAAAAAAGUAUAAUGUAAUAUAUUGUAAUGCAUUCGAUGUUUAGUGCUUCUCUUAUAAAUAAUACGAUGUAAAGUUUGCUAUAAAUAAUAGUGCAUAUGCUGCUGUCAAGCUUGAAGAAGAUUUAAGUUCAUUAUUGCACAGUAAGGAAACCGAAAAUGAGUUUACGCUGGAUUCACGAAAAUCUAGAACCACCGACGUGCGAUGAGGAAUGCAGCGAUAUCGACGAUAGUUGCAGCGACGAUAGCUAUGACACGGAACUAGCCCCCCAGGAAGACGAUGACAUAAUGGAAAACGGGAAAAAAAUCGCUCGCGAAAUCCGGAAGAGAGAAACUAAAAGACCUCCGACCACGACCGUCACCUUUGACGGGAACGGAACGCCGCGUAACGUCGAUCGUAACUCCAAAUCACGUAAAUAUACGCCAUAUGUAAUAUGGGAUCCUCGACAGCCAGCGAAAAAUCCUGUCUAUAAUAGUCGGAUAAUAAAAUUGUACUGUCGAACGGGAUAUCAUCUGGCAAUUACACCGUCCGGACGAGUUCGGGGAUUAUCUGACAACAAGGAGUCACACGCUUUGCUUCAUGUGACGCCGGUAUCUUUCGGCGUUAUUAGAAUACAAAGUGUCGAAACGAGACUUUAUUUGGCAUUUGAUAAAAAAGGUCGAUUAUAUGGAGAGGCAAAUAUGACUAAUGAUAAUACCGAAUGGGAACAAUGGCGUAUCGGUUCUUACGAUGCGUUUCGAUCACGCAAAUACGUGCAUUAUGGAUGGUGGAUAGGGAUAAAGAAGAAUGGACGGACAAAACCGGGACCGAAAACAUCUUGGGGACAAAAAGCAAUACAAUUUUCCCCUAUUCAAGAGGACUAGUCGAAGAUUAAUCAGAAAAUUUUAGUACACAGACAUAUGCUUCUUAUAUUUUAUUCAUAAUAAAUUAACUGUUCGGAAAUGGAACAAAGGAUGAAUGAGUUUUACGAGAAAAAAAUGUUGACAGAUAAAAAAUUCAUUCGAACGAGGCAUUGAUCAAUUAGUAACAUGUUCCAAUAGAAUAUAAUGUUUAUUAUAA
Molecule: messenger RNA, 1297 nt
Organism: Nylanderia fulva
Lineage: Eukaryota; Metazoa; Arthropoda; Insecta; Hymenoptera; Formicidae
Product: fibroblast growth factor 1
Molecular function (GO): growth factor activity
Source: RefSeq, a predicted model, not a curated record